AUGGAUAUUACGGAUCCCACGUUUGCCGCCGUCCUCAUAUCAUCGUGCGCGAUUGGAGUGCUGUGUAUGUUCGAUGAGCUGCCAUCGUUGAGCAAAAUAGUGUCAUGGAUCGAUAUUCACACGCUGGUGCUGCUUUUUUGCAUGAUGAUAAUAGUGAGCAUUUUAUCGGAGACCGGCGUCUUUGGCUACCUCGCGGUGCUGGCCUAUCGCCUGUCCAAGGGUCGUGCCUGGCUGCUCGUGGGCCUCCUCUGCCUGAUCAGCGUAGUACUGGCCGGAUUCCUGGAGCUGGUCACCAUACUGAUGAUUAUGGUGCCAGUUGUGAUCCGACUGUGCGAGUGCAUGAGCCUGCGCACCACCACCGUGCUGAUCUGUGUGGCGAUCUUCUCGAACAUUGGCUGCGCAUUGACGCCCAUUGGGGACCCAGCAACUGUUCUCAUUGCGACGAACGCCCAUGUCAUGAGCAAGGGCGUCGACUUCAGCACGUUUAUCAUUCACAUGUUCCCGGGCGUGGUGCUGAGCAUUUUCGCUGCUUGGGCGUACAUUUACCUGUUGCUGCGUACGAGUCUGACCCAUGGUGCCGAGGAGCAGACGAAUAACUCACUGAGAAUCCUAGCCAAGCGAAUGGGCGAGGGACGAGCUCCACCAAUGUCCAUGCACAUGGCAAAUCCAAAGUUCAAUUCGAAAAAGUAUUCAGAAACAACGGUUUUUCGAAUCAUGGCUGCCUCUAACUACAUUGAAACGCUCGCCAUGAUGGAGUCCAAGUACAAGGUGCAGGAYAAGCCGUUACUAAUCAAGUGCGCUGUUUCCUUCUCAUUUGCCAUAGUGCUGUGGUUGCUGCACUCGCUGCCCUUUUUUGCGGGCGCCACACUGGCCUGGACCGCUCUGAUGGCCUCGAUGCUGCUGCUGAUACUCUACGAUUCGCAGGACCUUACCGCCGUGUUCAUGCGGCUCGACUGGUCCAUGCUGUUGUUCUUCAGCGCACUGUUCGUGCUCAUUGAGGCUUGCGCGGAGCUGGGCCUGAUCCAUUGGCUGGCUGAGCUAACGAUCAACAUAAUCGCGAAUGUGGAUCCGCAAUAUCAGGUCGUUACAUCCAUUAUGGUUGUCCUGUGGAUGAGCACGACCUUCGCGGCUUUCAUCGAGAACGUUCCAAUUGCCACAAUGCUGCUCAGGCUCACCAUCCAAGUGGCCCUCAGUGAGCGGAUCAAUAUACCCUUUCUACCAAUGGUAUGGGCUCUCACCUAUGCGAUAUGCUUCGCCGGCAACGGCAGCUUGUAUUCGACCACGGCAAAUGUGGCCGCCUCUAGCAUUGCCAACCAGCAUGGCUAUAAGAUCACCUUUUAUGAGUUCUUCAAGUAUGGCUUCCCUGUCAUGAUAAUCACGAAUAGCAUUGCUUCAGUUUAUCUGCUCAUCGCCCACGGAAUUUUCCAUUGGCACUAG
Molecule: messenger RNA, 1437 nt
Organism: Drosophila arizonae
Lineage: Eukaryota; Metazoa; Arthropoda; Insecta; Diptera; Drosophilidae
Product: P protein-like
Biological process (GO): transmembrane transport
Cellular component (GO): membrane
Source: RefSeq, a predicted model, not a curated record